AUGAAAAAUACUAGAGCAUAAAGAGCUGUAACUACAUUAGAGAAGAAAUAUGAUAGAAGUGCUUUUAUUCAUAGAAAUCCAAAAACAAUGCUGAGAGACCUUUUGUUUGAAUAAAAUGUAUAGUAAAUUUAAUAAUUAAAGAUUUUAUAGACUUAAAUAAGCAAAGAAUAAAAAAUGUAUCAGAUUUCAUUAAAUUCCUAUGUCUUAUAGAUAUUCCAUAGAUAUACCAGAUUUAGAUGAAUAUUUUGGAAUGAGAGAUUAAAUAUAAAUUGAAAAUUGUAUAUAAGAUUGCAAAAAGAAAGUAAAUACAUGUAAAAACAGAUUGGAACAAUUAAAAUUUAAGAUAAAUGAUUAAUAUAUUUAAGAAAUGGAAGAUUAAGAUAUAAGUGAAUUAUAAUAAAUUUAACAACCAAAGAAUUGUAAAGUAAAAUAUGAAGGAAAGGAUUAUUGUUAUUAUUAAAAUAGAAUUCACACUACGAUAAGUGAAAAUUAUUAAUAAAAAACAAAUUAAGUAGAUAAAUUUAAUUAGACUUUAUAUUUUUUAAUGAGUAAUCGAGAUAGAUCGUUAGAAGAAAAAUCAGCGAAAUUAAAUAAUACUAUUUAAGGUUAAAAAUUUUUGGAUGAUACAUAAAAUGAACUCAAAAAAUCAUUACAUUAUAGUGUUAGAUAAAGUUUAUAAUAGAAAAAUAAAUUUCUUUCUAUGUUAUAAACAUUAUAGAAAGAAAAAGAGAGUAUUGAUAAUGUAAAAAGGAAAAGAUUAUAAAAAUUAAGAAAUCAAAUAUUAUAAGGAUAAUUUGCAGAAAUAUGA
Paramecium pentaurelia is the source of this 808-nucleotide messenger RNA. NCBI's taxonomy places the organism in Eukaryota, Ciliophora, Oligohymenophorea, Peniculida, Parameciidae. The record is from the annotation of a GenBank genome assembly.